Molecule: messenger RNA, 854 nt
Organism: Rotaria sp. Silwood1
Lineage: Eukaryota; Metazoa; Rotifera; Eurotatoria; Philodinida; Philodinidae
Source: the annotation of a GenBank genome assembly
UAACAGGUCUAUUUCAAUGGGCGAUACGGCAAUCAGCUGAAGCAGAAAAUUUUAUGACCAGUGCAGAACGCAUCUAUGAAUAUGGCCAAUUAGUACGUGAGAGCCAUCAAAAUAAUAGCGAUAGCAAUGUUCUCAUUCAACCAGGCAAUGAUUGGCCUUCUCGUGGUAUUAUCGAAUUUAAAGAUUACACUUUUCGCUAUCGACCAGAGCUUGAUCCUGUACUAAAAAAUCUCAAUCUACGGAUUGAAUCCCAGGAAAAGAUUGGAGUUAUUGGUCGGACAGGUGCCGGAAAGUCAUCACUUAUUCAAGCUCUCUUUCGACUUGCCGAUCAAUCAGCAAUCAAUGGAACCAUACUGAUCGAUGGCAUUGAUAUUGGACGUAUUUCACUCAAUUAUCUUCGUUCUCAUCUUAGUGUUAUUCCACAAGUACCGAUCCUCUUCUGUGGUACCCUUCGAUACAAUAUAGAUCCAUUCGAGCAAUUCUCAAAUGAAGAAUGUUUGGCAGUACUUGAAGCUGUUCAACUUAAAAAAUUGGUACAAAAUCAUCAUGAUGGACUCCAUCUUUUGGUAGCUGAAUCGGGAACUAAUUUGAGUGCUGGUGAACGUCAACUGGUUUGUGUAGCUCGAGCCAUUCUAAAGAGGAGCAAAAUAUUGCUGAUUGAUGAAGCUACUGCACAUGUUGACCAUGCAACUGAUAUGAUGAUUCAAGAAGUGAUUGCUGACAAGUUUCGUGAUCGCACGAUAUUGACGAUUGCACAUCGAUUGAACACUGUUGCUAAUAGUGAUCGGAUUCUUAUGUUACAACAAGGAGAGGUUGCCUACUUCGAUGUGCCUAGUAAAACUAAUCUGUUUUAA